Messenger RNA from Cercopithifilaria johnstoni, 549 nucleotides. The record is from the annotation of a GenBank genome assembly. Lineage: Eukaryota; Metazoa; Nematoda; Chromadorea; Rhabditida; Onchocercidae.
AUGGAAACAAGUACAGUUUCGGCUACAUCAUCAAUGUUGCAAAGUGGUACUGUCAGAGCGAUCGAUCAUACACCAGAUGAAAAUGAAUUCAAAAUGACUAUAAUCCCCGCAACAAGAAUUAUUUUUAUGUGCGCGAAGGGUGAAGAUAUUGGUGUUAAACCAAUAACGGUAAAUGUCAUACUUCAAAAUGACACACCACUAAUGCAAGCAUUUAAGGUAAAAUGUACGGCAAACAAAAUGUUUACUAUCAGGCCAGCUCAUGGAAUUAUUACUCCAAACGAGAAAAAGAGUAUUAAAAUAACAUUCAAAUGGAAAAAUGUGCCAAAAGACGAUUUACAUUUCAUUUCAUUCUAUCAUAUUCGAGUGAAUGAAGAAGUUUGCAAUAUGCAACCGCGGGAAAUAUUGGAAAUGUAUAAGCCCGAUGGUGUGAAGCGUAUUCUGUGUCAAUUCAAGGAUGCUAAUGGACAGCCAAUUCAUCCGGUUGAUCCAAAACCUAUCACAGAAACCGUUGCAUUGGGUGAUUCAUCAACUACUCGAUCUCGAACAUAA